Molecule: messenger RNA, 1209 nt
Organism: Trichoderma virens Gv29-8
Lineage: Eukaryota; Fungi; Ascomycota; Sordariomycetes; Hypocreales; Hypocreaceae
Exons: 5
Coding region: 1-1209 (402 amino acids)
Source: RefSeq, a predicted model, not a curated record
AUGAGGUCGGCAAUUAAAGAAAAAGCAGAUGCGGUCAUUGCGGCAGCUGUUCCCGACACGAUUCCCUUGGUAAAUUUCCUCGCUCUUACGAGAUCCGGCGAGGUGCUAUACCAAGCGACUGCAGGGUCGAGGCAGGCUGGUUCGGAUAUACCGUUGCAGCUUGGUGAUAUAUUUUGGCUUGCAUCUCAUACGAAAAUUUUAGGCAUGAUGGCUUUGUUGAAGUGCGUUGACAUGGGUUUGAUCGGCUUGGAUGACAGUGUUCUCUCGAAAUUACCUGAUUUGGCGCUAGAGCAAGUUCGCUUAAAUCCCGAUGACCCAGGCUCGGCGACUCGACUGAGGGUUGGGGACAUUACGGUUCGGAAUCUUCUUACAUUUACGGCUGGAAACGCUUAUCCUGUGGUGGAUUUCCUAGCAACACUGAGCCCGGUUGAGAUUGUUGCUGAUCCAGAGCCUUUUUUCCCUAACAACAAGAGCGUAUAUGCUGGUGCUCACGCAAAUGAUCCUAACCAGGUAUGGCGUUACGGGGCGGAGGCUGAUUAUGCAGGCCUUCUUGUCGAGAAUUUAACUGGUGUUAGCCUGGGUGAUUUUAUCCAAGGGGAGUUGCUGGGUCCCGCCGGUGUCAGUGGUGAAGACUUCACCUUCAGGCUCAAUAAGGAGCAGACCAGCCGACUAGUGAGUCAGCAUGUUAGGGUGAAUGAAUCAUUAAUUGUGCCCAGAGGUCCUAUCUACAACGACACCAAUAUUCAAUUUGAAAGCGCUGGUGCGGGUGGCUUUGCGACAAUCGAGGCAAUGGGACAAGCGCUAUUGCCUUUGAUAAAUGGCGGAAAACAUCCGGUUACCGGCGCGAGGAUUUUGAGUACGUCUAUUGUUGAAGAGGCCUUACGUCCGCAGCUUUCUGCAGUUGAGCUGGCAAAUGGCCUGGACGCACCGUCGCAGGCGUCCAACGAUGGGGGAGUUUUAUUUCCUGGGACAGCUAAACAGUGGGGCUUAGGCGCACUAUUGUUCCCAGCAGGUUUCGAGACGGGUCGCGGAAAUGGCACUUUCGCGUGGGCAGGGUUUUGUAACACGAAUUGGCAUGCAGACAACGAGAAAGGUGUCGUCGUGCUUGGGUGGAGUCAGUUCAUUCCCCAAGACGACCCGACCUUCAAUACUGUUGUUAGGUACCCCAUUGAGGAAAUCUUAUAUGAUGUGAUAGGGUCUGGUUUUUGA